AUGGCUGAUACUUCCGAGCCAAUCCUGGCAGAGGAUGCGGGCGCCGCGAAUCAAGCGCGCGGCGCUUGUUGCCACCAGCGAUGCCUUGUGCCUGAAGGUUUCUCGUUCGACUGCCUCGCCAUCACGGCACCCAACCCGAGAGCUUCCAAGGCGUACCUCGACGAGCUCGUGCACAGGGUGGGCAUGAGCGGGACAGAAGGAACGAAGGAGGUGCUCAUUCUAGCCGUGUCUGAUCCCGAAGGAGUGAGGAUCGGCUCUGGAGGCGGCACUCUGAACGCUGUGCUCGAGAUCGAUCAAGCUCUCCGGGCGGCGCAGCUGUCCAACGAUAGCCAAGACCCCCAGGGCUUGGCCGCCGCGCGCGUCCUCCUCGUGCACAGCGGUGGCGACAGCCAGAGGUCCCCAACGCAAUGCGUCUGUGGCAAGGCGUGGUCCGCCCUCAACAGCUGCGGAGACAGCGGCAGCGGCAGGUGCAACACCCCGAUGGACCUGCUGCUCGAGCACCUGAGCCGCCUGUUCUCCGGAGGUUCGUCCGGGAGUUUGGAACCCGGAACGCUGGUCGUUACCGCGUGUGACGUCAUGCUGCUAAUUCCUCCCGAGGUGGCGGCCACGGCCGACUGGUCAUUCGACAAUCAGAGCGGCGCCGCCGGGGGCGUGGCCGGUUUGGCGAUUGCUGCGGAUGCGGCGAAGUACGCCUCCCACCACGGCGUGUACUGCCUGGACGGGGGUGGCGGCGGUGGGGGCCAGAAGAGCCACGGCAUCAAGGGGGUCAGAAAGUACCUCCAGAAACCUUCCCGCGAGGAGGCGGAGACGUCCGGAGCCUUCAUCAACCCCGGCAGCAUGGUGACGCCCAAUAAUGAGUCUGGAAACCCCAACCACGAUCCCAAUGCUAACCCGGAGGUCGCCAUCGACUCGGGCGUCGUGGUGUUUUCGGGAGCGGCCACGUGGGCUCUGACGAGCCUUGCACUCUCGGAGACGUUCAAGGGGUGCACCUCGCGGGGUGUGGCCGGGGGGGCUUCCGCGCUGAGGUUGGAGCUGUAUUCGGACAUCUUGCUGGCGCUGAGGACGGGAGGAGCUACCGGAGAGAGCGCCGAAGGGAUGCUCGACGCCUAUCUCGAAGCGUGCGGCCCCGUCCUCCCUCCCGACCAUGACGUCUCCAAGGCUAGGCGGGAGAUCUGGGACGCCCUGAGCGGGUUCCCUCUGGGCGCCCUGCUUCUCCAAGGGGCAAAGUUCGUGCACCUGGGCACUACCCCAGAGCUGAUGGAGAUGUUGACGCUCCGGCUGCCGGAGUUCAUCGAGCCAUACGGUUUGACUGCCAGGGCGUCCAGCGUGGUGGGCGCUGCCUGCUCGGUUGAGAACGACCCCCCAGCGGUGGUGGUGAACAGCAGCCUACACGGGGCCGGGGUGGUCGCAGGCGGGGCAGUGAUUGAGCACUGCUAUUUCGACAGAGACGGCUGGGAAAUUGGUGCAGGAAGCCUUAUCAGUGGAAUCCGUUCUCUUGGGGAAGAUUGCCAUCUGCGUCUUCGAGGUGGCAUGUGUCUCCAGCAGACCGACCUCGACCGCGCCUCUCCUGAGGAGCCGGCGUCGAGGUUCGUGGUCAGCCUGUUCGGCACGAGGGACGACAUCAAGGCACACUACUCGGCCGAGAGGGCGAGGGUUUGCGGCGCAACCUGGGAGGCGUUCUUCGGUUACACAGGCGCGACCGUGGAGGAUCUAUGGGGUGGGAUCGAGGAGGGCGACCGCAAGCUGUGGUCGGCGCGCCUGUUUCCCGUCCUAACCCGCAUCCAAGGUCAAGCCGCGGGUACCUCGUCCACAAGCAUCAACACGGUCAUGUGGAUGCAGGACGUCCAGGAACACGCCGCUGCCGCAGCCGUCGCCACCGCCUGCCCUUCUUCAUCGCCCCCCGGCGGCGACGUUUCUUCACCCCCGAUAUCCGGAGAUCGAGGUGGCGGGAUCGCCGCGACCAAGCCGGUGGCGGUGAAGAACUGGCUGGCGGCCGAGCGGCUUUCCUUCAAGGAGAUACUGGCGAAGGCGAAUCCCGGAGCGGAAUUCCGAUGGAGGAGGCAUCUCGAGGAGGGCAUGGCAGCAAAGGUUCCCGCUGCUGGUGCACAGGCGGCGGCGCCGGUGGGGAGCGGGAGGGGUCGGGCGUGGGAUGCGGUCGCCGUCGUCGCCCCCGCUUUGAGCCACCUCCCCGAGGCGCGUCGGUGGCUAGACUCCCUCGCAGGGCGGGGGGCAAUGGCGGCGUUCUGCGUGCCCCCGCCUCGCCCGUGCGACACGCCCGACCGGCGGAUGGAUCGGGACGGCCCCCUCGUCCUCAACGCCCUCUUGGUGGUUGCGGAGCGUUACAGCGCUCUCAAGAGGGCGCGGUUCGGGUCAGACACCAGCGCCGAGGCACUGAGGGGCAUGUGCGUGCUGCUGUGCGUCGAGGGGGUUUCCGAGGAAAAAAAAAAUUGGGACGAAAUCGUCGAAGACGGGGUGCCGGGAGCGUGUGAUCUUGAUUGCGCCGCGCAAGCCGGCGUGUGGGUGCUCCAACGGGACGGAAGCAUGUUCCUCCUUCGUGAGGAGUCCCUCGCUCCGCUUCUCGAGCUGCCCCAGAGAUUGUCCCAGUACCAGGGCUUGACGUACCUGGACGUAGACAACGCCAUCCCUGUCCCGGAAACCGUACCUCCGGGGUCUCCGACUGGUACGACUAGCGCGCUAGAGUUUCUGGCCGCAGCAACGGCAGCAGCGCGCACGCCCUCGCCGGAACCAGUACAACGAUCGGCCGUGACAGAGCCGCGCUCACGCGUCCACAGCGGUGACCUCCGUCCCGACCACGCUGCUUCUUCUCCUGCUUCCGCUGGUACCGCUGCCGCUGUCACUUCUGCCCUUGCGGGUCUGACGGAGCUGGACGAAAGGGCGAAGGAUGAGGGGUGUACCCCGGCGGGGGCGGCGCAAGCGCUGGCGAGGGUGGCGUGCCGUCUUUACGAGCUGGCGGACAUUCUCGGAGGCGGCGGUCACCGGAGUGGUCCUGGCGAGAACCCCGAAUGGCAAGCGGCCAUGAGGGGCUUGGACACCUUGCGUCCCCUCCCCGACGGCAAUGGGUGGGGCCCUCCGGCUGCGCUCCCGGCGUCGGUGGCGGCCCUGAAAUGCCGCCGCGACUUGUGGCUUGGCAGUGCAGGCGGGCCUCCGGCCAGGGAUGCAUCACAAACGCUGCCGCAGAAGCGAUCCACGAUCGGCGGCACCCAAGCCGCUUCUUUUUCGCACGUGGAGCCACAUCUCGUGGUACGAUGCGCCCGCCACUACGAGCGCGCGGCUGCUGUCGUGGUCUCCGCCGCGGUACGAACCGCCUCCCUCUUCGUGGAACUCCCGCCCGCUAGGUGGGGGCUAGGUUCGGGGGCAAACAAGGAAAGCCAGGCGAUGCCUAGCGCCGGAGGGGCUACCGGGGGGGAUUUUGCCAACGAAAAAUGUGGCGGAAGUGAUGUGGUCGACAGUGUUUCCGGCGGCACGGGUGAUGAUGCCGGCCCCACCUUGGAGGACAAGGAGCAGCAGAGACAACUGCUGGAGGAGCGGAUCUCGAGGAUGAACCCUCGAGACCAAGCCCUAGCCCGACACUCCCAGGUACACGUCAACCACCGCACCAUCGCGACAAAGAACGCCGAGCUAACACAGCGGCGGGUUCAGGAGGAACGGCGGCGCUGGCAGCAGGCUCCAGAGGAGUCCCAACAGCAAGCGCUCCCCGUGGGGGCUUGUAUCACUAGUAGGGCUGCCGCAAGAGUCGAUCUGGCCGGCGGGUGGACCGACACGCCACCCAUUUCAUACGAAGCGGGGGGCGCGGUCUUGAACGCUGCGGUGACGGUGUCGGGAGAGAAGCCCAUCGAGGCACGGUGCGAGCGGAUCGAAGCGGCCAGAGUGGAGCUUGUCUGUGUGGGGCGCGAGGGAACCAUGACAUCGAGGACGGUUUGCUCUAGCCUCGAAGACUUCUCAGAUUUCUGCGUCCCACAUGCUCCCGCGGCGCUCCUGAAGGCGGCCCUCAUAUGCGCCGGGAUCGUGCCUUUUCCUACCGCCGCCUCCUCAGACGGAAACCGCACGGCAGCGAACGCCGAUGCCGAAGACUCGCAUGCUUCCGCCGUGUCGACAGCGGGCGAUCCUGAUUGCAAGCAAGGAUCGUCGUUAUUGUCGCUUGAGAAGCAGCUGGCCAUAGUGUUCGGAUGCGGGGGCAUCCGAAUCACCAGUCGGUCGGGACUUCCUCAGGGAUCGGGCAUGGGAACAAGCAGCAUUCUUGCCGGUGUGGUACUCAGCGUAGUUUGCGUGGCGGCAGGUCGGGCUAUGUCCCCCACAAGCCUGGUGCACGCCGUUCUGAGGGUGGAGCAACUCAUGACAGCCGGGCUGCAAAGUGUGGGCGAUGACUACUCGUGGGACCAAGUAGGCGGGUUGCUCGGCGGCGUCAAGAUCUGCCGGACAUCGGCAAGCUUGCCUCUGCAGGGUCUGGUGUCCAAUGCAGAGGACGCCGCAAAUGCUUGCCGCGGUGCGGGAGACCUGGAAGCCCUGGGGCGAUGCCUCUCGACCUACUGGGUACAGAAAAAGCGCAUGGCGCCAGGCAACGGUUGGUAGCCCCCCAUGUUGUUUUGUGCUUGGUGUUCCCGUGUUUCUUAACAUGCUUCUAAUCAUCUUCGGAUGAGAACAACCACAAGAGGAGAGUCUUCAAAGGAGGGAAGGAGGCAUGCUCAACAUCGCAAUCGCGUCCUACAAUUCACUUGUCCACCAGCACCAUGGAGGCACGACACAUUGACCAAGACAUCAUCUUGACGCAAGUUCCGUUCGUGCACAAGAGUGCACGCGAACUACAGGAUAGGCCACGAACGUGAUGUCCCUGAUUCCUUAUUUCUUGCUUUUCAUCUACCCAAAACGUCUUGACGUGCGCGUCGUCUACUGCAGCACGGCCGUAAGAUUGCCUUUGCAAUACGUGCCACUCUCCCUAAACGUGUCUCUUGCACGGACAAAUGUUUCGCUCAGGAGCUGAACCGCCUGCGGUCAAGGCCCUUCUAGAAAGGAUGAGGCCUUUUUGUCACGGGCUGUCCGGCUGCGGAGCCGGAGGCGGUGGGUUUGUAGCAGGCAUCACCAAGAAUCCCGGAGACCAGGCAAGCCGGACUUGGGCCCCCGUUGUUUGCUUAGCUUGGUAUAUGCUGGUCGGUUCGCCGAGAUGCGCGCAGCAUACGUCGGUGUUGAUAUGUGGCAUGAAUAUUGCCACAAUUUCAAACGCGUUUCAGGAACGACAACCGGUAGUCGGGAUAUAUCGCCUGUUGUUCAAGGUCUGGUGCCCUUCCCUGCUUGGAGAUGUACUCUUUUUCAACAAAUAGGCUCACCCCCACCCCUUGAAGUCGGCUACCGUUACGUCACAAAGGACAGAGUCAGUCUUAAUUUUUUAUCCCCGAAAUACACAACAUUACUUAGACCAUGAUAUCAGCACAGGGGUACCGUUGCACGUCAACUAGUGGGUAAAAUCUUCAGAGAGGCACGAUGGCAUUGCCUCCCGUCCUGAGAAGGGACGGAUUGAGUAUGAUGCCUCCACCACCUUGGCAUAGACCAAGCUGAUUCCUGGCUGGCUCAUGACACGGACCACUCGAACCAGGGCUUAUUGGAGGUGAAGGAAGCUCUGGCUCCGACUGCGUUGGACUCCUCAGAGGUUUCGACGAUCAGCGUGCAUCGAGGCCGGCUAGACCCGGUGGGCAUGGAGGUCACCAUAACGCUUCCACAUGCUUGACGCUUGCUUACCAAGAGACUUGGUGGCCACCAGGUUCCAGCAACACGGGCUGGAAGGAGUGAAGAUUUACAUUUGAGACGCUAACAGGGGUGACGGAAUCCCUCCUAGCAGAAUCGUCUCUAGCGUCUGGUAUCCUGUUCGUCGCGGCGACUGGAACUGCGGGUUUAGUGUGCUGUCGAGCCGAGCUUUUGUCCAUGUUGAUGUAAGUGGAUGGAUAGUAACCGAACGCUGAGUAACGACAUCCAUCUCAGCGGCACAAUGCGCUUACCAUUGAAAUCCAGAGCUGACAGGCCCCAGGUUUCGCCACAUCUAUGGGGUUUUGUCCUGAGAUUGGUCCACGAUUUCCGAUGCUUUGGCUAACCGGUCUGUCCUUACUUCACUUGAAAAUUCUGUCGCGCUCACAGCAAGUCGAAAGUUGCAUGGAAACGUUUGGCGCCGCCGUCUUUUGCGCUGGAAUACUGCGUUCGAGCUUCAGCUCUAGCCCUAACAGAGGAACGGAUAAUGUAUCUGUUACUGCUGACACUCCGCGCACCAGAUCGACGUUCCA
Molecule: messenger RNA, 6287 nt
Organism: Ectocarpus sp. CCAP 1310/34
Lineage: Eukaryota; Phaeophyceae; Ectocarpales; Ectocarpaceae
Source: the annotation of a GenBank genome assembly